GGCUUUGUCGGGCAUGAUUUGUGCGAAGUUUUCCUUCUCGAUCCAAGCAAAGCUCUCGAGUUUGUGGGCUUUUCUCUCGGUCCUUGUCGGGCUGUGUGUCAGGCAUUUUGUUAAGCCUGAGAGAGAGCUCCGAGUCUCUAUCGUCGAGGAACAGAGAGCCCUUUUGUGUCUUUCCAUCUCCUUUUCUUUUACUAGUCUUUCUUCUUCUACUUCUCGUAUUAAUGGGGAGCAUGUUGCGAGAGCUUUGAUAAUGGCCGCUCUUACAGCCGCGGCAGCGCUAGCAGCAGCAACAGACUUUGGAGUGAUUCGGGUUUUUAGUCGACAGAUAUCUCGCAGCGAUCGAGCAAUAAGCGCGAGUGACCACAGCUCUCUUCUCUGGAGAGGAGCGAUACGAAUUGGAGUGAAGACGCGAGUAUGAUAUUGUCUGGGAGGAGGCUCUUGAGGCAGCAAUCCAAGAGAGGAGGGCGCUUCUUCUUCUCCACGAAAAUCAAUCACGACCAACAACAGCACACCAGGCAAGAGCUCCUCCGGGACAAGGUCGCGGUGAUCACCGGCGGAGCCAACGGCAUCGGCGCCGCCACGGCGCGGCUCUUCGCAUCCAACGGCGCAAGGCUGGUCAUCGCCGACAUUGACGACGAGUCGGGCGCCCGGCUCGAGGCUGAGGUCGGCGGCCCGGCGGUAUGCCGCUACGUGCACUGCGACGUGGGCAGCGAGGCCGACAUAGUCCGCGCGGUACGCACCGCGGUGUCCGAGUUUGGACGGCUGGAUGUGAUGCACAACAACGCCGGCGUGCUCAAUGGGCGGCAUCCAUCACCGUCGAUCUCCUCCAUGGAGGCGGCCGAGCUGGAUUUCCUCUACGCUGUGAACGUGAGAGGGGCGGCGCUGGGCAUCAAGCACGCGUCGCGCGUCAUGAUUGAGCAGCACGUCCAGGGGUCGAUUCUGUGCACCGCCAGCGUCUCGGCUAUGGUGGCCGGCCUCGCACUCCACCCCUACACCAUCACCAAGCACGCCAUUCUAGGGCUCGUCAAGACGUGCGCGCUGGAGCUCGCCCACUAUGGCAUCCGCGUGAAUUGCAUCACGCCCAAUGGGGUCUUGACGGAUUUGCUGUGCUCUGUGGGGCGGCAUCUCAGGCAUCUGGAGAUCCGGGAUGGGAAAUCCUGCCCUGGCGCUGAGAAUUGCGAGGAUUUGAGGACGAUGCUGGCGCCCGAGGACGUGGCCAAGGCCGCGCUCUUCCUGGCCAGCGAUGAUUCGAAGUAUAUCAGCGGCCAUAGCCUCGUGAUCGAUGGGAGCUUCAGCGCUGGCGCCGCGGGGGGAUUGAAUGUGUUCAAGGGAUUGCAGAGAGGAGAGAUCGAAUUCGUUCCUUGACGAUGUUCCCAAGCACGCGAGAGAAUUGAGAGAGGGAUUUUAAAACGAGGAAUUUGAUGGGGUAUAAACCCUAGUUCUUGUU
Molecule: messenger RNA, 1447 nt
Organism: Selaginella moellendorffii
Lineage: Eukaryota; Viridiplantae; Streptophyta; Lycopodiopsida; Selaginellales; Selaginellaceae
Product: short-chain dehydrogenase reductase 3b
Exons: 3
Coding region: 415-1365 (316 amino acids)
Source: RefSeq, a predicted model, not a curated record